CAAUCCUCGUAUACUAGUAGCAACUUGAUAUGCGCUUUGUCCCAGUUUGCAACAUUCGCAAAGAUGCAGAUAUCCAAACGGCGGCGUUGCAUUCGCCACUCGUCAACUAGGUACCUAGGUAGGUAUGAUACGGCCAUGAUCAUGCUUCAACUGGCACCGCAUUGCCAUUCUCAUCCACCAAGUGCUUUUCAAUCUUCUCGGGCCCGCCUCCAACCCCAGUACAGAUGACACGGCUGAUGCCGGCUUUCAAAGUCAUCAGGGCCUUGGAGUCCAGGCUACCAUACUCGUUUGGACGAAUGACUUCUCCAAAUUCUCCUUCCCAACCUGGGAUUCUAGGCAGAAUGCUCUUAAACACUCCUGCAACUUGGUGGGUAUGCUCCUCCAAGUAGUAAAUGACGGCAUUUGGACCGGCGUCAAAGGUAUACGCCGCAAUCAGCUUGCCUGCCUUGCGGUUGGCAGUUUCGACGGCACUCAUGGCUGCCCGAGAGACAUCGUUCAGGUAAUGGAUCGGUGGCCAUGAGUCGAGACAGAUGGCAUGGAAUGAGUUCGAGUCUUGCAUGGUGAUGCGCGCGAAGGUCUCGAAGUCUCGGUCGUGGAUGGCCUUCUCAAUUUCGGCCAUUCUUUUCGGGACGACCUCGUUGAACCGGGUGGGUGCCAGAGUCGACGUCUCGACUGUGGUCUGCAUGCCGGCGGUCGAUGGCACCCCCUUUUUCUCCGCGCUGACCACCAACACUAAUGCUCUCAUCUCAGGCCAAUGCGACACAGGUGCCACUUCCUCGGCGAUGCUGUCGCUCCCAUCGGCCUUUGUUCCUGCUCGCCAGGCCACAUAGCCGCCCAUCAGACUCCUGCAUGCGGACCCGGAUCCUUGUCUCGCAAUCAAAGAAAGCUCUUGCGGCGUCUGUGGCAACUCGUAGAGGUCGGCGAUCGCUCUGACCAGCGCCGCGAACCCUGCAGCUGAGGAAGCAAGACCGGCAGCUGUAGGGAAGUUGUUGGACGAAACAAUACGCAGCGUUAACUUGGACAGCUUUGGUAGGGACUCGUCCUUGGCCUCCAAUUGCUCGCGCAGUGAUCGGAGAUGCUUCAAACAUGCUUGUGUCCGUUUUGACGACUGGAUGUCUUCUUUUUCGCCGUUGAGAAUGAGGGUAUCAGGGCCACUGAACGAUUCCGAGCAUGAUGCCGUGGUGUGUGUUCGUAGCGAUUUCUGAGACAAGGUGACGGAUAACGACGAGUUGGUGGGUAGAUUGAGAGUGGUAUCUCUUUUGCCCCAGUAUCUGUGAUACUGUCAGUAUCCUCGCUACAAUUUGGUUUAUUUCGUUGCAAUAGAUCAUUCUGGCCGAGAGGUCUCAUGGCAUUGGAUCAAUGGCGGCGUACCUACUUGAUCACUGCAAUAUUGACUGGAGCGGUCGUGCUUGCACGGUACACUUGUGACGAAGAGCCAGACAUGAUGACUGACGACGAAGAAGACGGACUUUUGUGCACGAGAAGGAGAAGAUGGCUUCUGAGCCGAUUGUGCAACGGAAGUCAGUCGCUUUAUGUCGUAUACUCUGCGUGGAGAAAAUGCGGGCAAAAGGAUUAUCACCGAACACUGGCAAUAAUGAUCGCAGACUGGCAGGGCAAAAGGGUCGGACAACUUUGGACGGUGUUGGUCAGACUCGGCGACUUGAAUCUCCGUCAUGCUGUGCAGCGAAUCAUUUACACCCUCAUUUUAUUACUUGCCCAUUCGUCAUUCCGACAUUUUUCCUGUCGACGCAUAUUCAAUUCACCACGACACAAGACGUUCGCCUGUUUGUACAACCAACACCAUCACCACUGCUACAUAGACAUUACCUGUUAGCAAACGUCGCAACCAUGGGCUGGUGGAAGGCCGAUCCGAUACCUGACACUCCUUCUCCCGCAUCUACCACGCAGAACGCAUACCCAUCCUCAUCUCCGUCGCAGCCGCCGCACCCAAUCCCAUCUUCAACCACCGAGUCCUCCUCAGCGUGUCCAGUCGACCCCAAGACACGAUCGCUUUGGCUUCAGCAAGCGCAAGCCGCAAAACCACAGUCGUCAAGUCAGCAACAAGGCGCAAGCACACCUCUACGAUCUUUACCAGCAUCACAUCCGACGAUACCGUCCGCAAAACUCUCACCACCACCCCCACCAGAACCAACACCAACACCGACAUCCUACGGCUCCUCCCAAGAAUGUUCAUCUGACCGGAUAUCCCAAUCUCCCUCCUCCGACGACUCUACAACACCAACAAUCAAACCUCCCCGCCCUCUCUCACAAGAACGUACCGUGUCAUCCAUUCCACGAGCCAUGCCAGCACCCACAACCUCUUCUUCCUCCUCCUCAAACCCCAAUAUACCAGCCAACAGCGAAUCCGAAACCGGCACAUCCAGCACCGGCAACUGGAUCUACCCAAGCGAGCAACAAUUUUUCCAAGCCGUGAUGCGCAAACAAACGGCCUCGAACCCCUCGGACCUAUUAUCGUCCAUCAGCCACAUCAUUCCGAUCCACAACGCCGUCAACGAGCGCGCCUGGGCUCUCAUCAAGACAUGGGAAGGCGACUCGUCCGCUUCGUGCGGCGGGCCCAAACUUAGGUCGUUUCAGGGUUUAGGGAGCGGCGCAAAAUCGCCCAAGGCUCGCGUCAAGAGUCUUCUGGGCUACACGGCCCCCUUUGAUCGGCACGAUUGGACCGUCGAGCGCUGUGAUGGGAGUACGGUUGAAUAUGUCAUUGAUUUCUACCAGGGGAAAUCCGAUCCGAACGUACAACAGAAGGGUGGGUUGAACUUUUAUCUCGAUGUGCGGCCGAAAUUGAAUACUUUAGAAGGGUGGAAGAUGAGGGCUGAACGCUCGCUUGGAUGGAGGUGAGGUGUUGCUACUGGUAGUAGUAUCUUGAUAUCCUGAUAUCCCCUCUCCUCCAGGCGCCCCUUCAGGCUCCCGCUCUCUUGCAUGGGAGCACAAAUAUAAUUUGAUAUACUACAGUAACACCACCGUGUGGUAACUGAAUUGUAAAUUAUACCUAUACCUGGACACUAUCCCAGAUACCUUGGCGAGGUAGCGAGGGGAUGAUGUUCCAUAUACAUACCUAUACACACCUAGGUACUCUGCAACAUCACAGGGCCAAGCAUGAUGAGCCUUGCAGUGAUCCUACUUAAGGACGAAACGAAUGGGUCGGGCCUGACAUGCCAUCCUAGUACCAUGCUACACUACCUAUGUGUUUGCUGUAAUAUAUCACGAUCACUAUUAAAAGGCAAAGGAAAAGACUCCAGUAUUAGUAUCAGGUGCAAUGAAACUUCUGAUGGGAAAGUUCAC
Molecule: messenger RNA, 3300 nt
Organism: Exophiala dermatitidis NIH/UT8656
Lineage: Eukaryota; Fungi; Ascomycota; Eurotiomycetes; Chaetothyriales; Herpotrichiellaceae
Product: cytochrome c heme-lyase
Exons: 1
Coding region: 1492-2856 (454 amino acids)
Biological process (GO): cytochrome c-heme linkage
Cellular component (GO): mitochondrion
Molecular function (GO): holocytochrome-c synthase activity
Source: RefSeq, a predicted model, not a curated record